Truncatella angustata is the source of this 1266-nucleotide messenger RNA. RefSeq lists its product as uncharacterized. Gene Ontology annotation, biological process: exocytosis; endocytosis; maintenance of cell polarity. Lineage: Eukaryota; Fungi; Ascomycota; Sordariomycetes; Amphisphaeriales; Sporocadaceae. The record is from RefSeq and is a predicted model, not a curated record. Gene Ontology annotation, cellular component: cytosol; intracellular membrane-bounded organelle; membrane. Gene Ontology annotation, molecular function: oxysterol binding. Bases 1 to 1266 code for a protein of 421 amino acids. The transcript is spliced from 3 exons.
AUGGCUUUUCAGUCAACAGCAGUGCUUUGCGACGACGCUAGUAAGAAGGUGGAGCAGCAGCACAAAUCAGGAUGGUUUCAAUUCAUGAAGUCUGUCGCGACAUUCAAAGGUGAUCUUGCUUCGCUAUCAGCACCUCCGUUCCUUUUGUCACCGGACAGUAUAUGCCAAUUUAGCCAAUACUUGAAUGAUUAUCCCAGGUUGCUGGUGGCACCAGCCAAGGAAGAAAACGCCGAAAAGAGAGCGUUACUCGUAAUGCACUGGUAUCUUGCCGGAUUGAAACGCCAAAUGGCGACGCGAAAUGAGGAUGGAUCACGGAAAAAGCUGAAGCCACUGAACCCUUUCCUAGGCGAGAUAUUCCUAGGUAAAUGGGAAGACGAGUGCGGGACAACCGAGUUGAUAUCGGAGCAAGUAUCGCAUCAUCCGCCCCAGACAGCAUAUUAUAUAUCAAAUAAGAAGCAUGGAGUCUCAGUCGACGGCCAUAUCGCUCCGCGGUCCUUCUUUUCCCAUACCAUCAACAUAGAACGUAAAGGGUUCGGCACUUUGAGAAUAGAUCGGUUCGACGAAAACCACGUCUUCACGGUGGCGAAGGUACAUGUCGAGGGCAUAGUGUCCUUUCAGAUCGCCCCAGAACUUAGCGGAACUUCUUACAUACACAGCUCAUCUGGCUAUACAACCAAGAUCGAGUACUGCUCGAAAGGUUGGCUUCGAGGCGCGGGCCAUACGUUCAAGGCAACACUGUUCCGCGAUGGCGCCGAGAAGUCUCCACUCUAUACUGCGACUGGUCAAUGGGAUGGCAGCUAUACCGUAACAAAUGACAAAGGAAGGGUGAUUGAUACCGUCGAUCUUGCCUCGCUGAAGCGUACACCGCUUCAGGUUGCGCCGGUCCAGAAACAACAUCCAUUGGAAACUGGCAGGGCUUGGCAGCAUGUAAUCGAGGCGAUCCACAGCAACGAUAUGUUCGCUAUAGGACAUGAGAAGAGCAAGAUCGAGAAUGCUCAGCGAGCGUUGCGAAAAGAAGAGGCGCAGGAAGGACGCGUUUGGGAACGGCGGUUUUUCACUUCCAUCCAGAAGGACCACACGGUUGACAGUCUCGCACUAAGAAGCAAGCAUGACGCUUGUCAUGAUUAUCACGUCUACUGGAAGUUUGAUCAUUCGAAGCACGACAGGAUUCGGGAAAAUCAGCUUCACGGGAUGAAGAGCCCCACACAUGCGCGAUUUGACUCAGGGAUCGGAAUGCUACCAGAUGACGUCUUGAUGGAACAUUAG